Daldinia loculata is the source of this 453-nucleotide messenger RNA. RefSeq lists its product as uncharacterized. Lineage: Eukaryota; Fungi; Ascomycota; Sordariomycetes; Xylariales; Hypoxylaceae. The transcript is spliced from 3 exons. The record is from RefSeq and is a predicted model, not a curated record. Bases 1 to 453 code for a protein of 150 amino acids.
AUGUUCCUCGUGUUUUGCUCUUCAAUUACGUAUAAGCACUACUUCAUAUCGCGUGAGUUCAUCGGGAUCUCUGCCCAAACCAAGAAUCCUAGUGCCACAACGAACACCGGAUCUAUCACUCGUGGGAAUUGGAACCACCGUCGCAUUCGCAAGAACUUCAAAUUUGUCGGCGAUGCUCGUCACCUCGGCCUCGGUCUCGGCCUCGAGGCAACAUUCCAGAGCGAAGCCAAGAAAUCUAGUAAGGAAGCCAUUGAUAAUUUUAGCAAGACGGCUGAGUCUGGGAUGAGAAUCUUGGGCAUCGAUAUCCAGCCUUCUAAGUCCAACACGAGUAGCUUUUCUACGUCUAAGAGCGAUGUUAAGUUCGACUCUGACAACGGAAAAAUCUCCAUUUGUCCGGAGAGUGACCUCAACCCUAUCGUGCUAGGCAUUCUUGGAAGCAAGAUCAGGUUGUAA